Molecule: messenger RNA, 1075 nt
Organism: Oncorhynchus masou masou (cherry salmon)
Lineage: Eukaryota; Metazoa; Chordata; Actinopteri; Salmoniformes; Salmonidae
Product: T-cell immunoglobulin and mucin domain-containing protein 4-like
Exons: 7
Coding region: 62-850 (262 amino acids)
Biological process (GO): cytoskeletal rearrangement involved in phagocytosis, engulfment; apoptotic cell clearance
Molecular function (GO): phosphatidylserine binding
Source: RefSeq, a predicted model, not a curated record
AUUUGAUUUGAGUUUAUAAAAGACCUGACACAUGAGAGUGAGAAAGUGACAAAACCCGAUCAUGGAGACUCGGUGCAUUUCAGGCUGGUUUCUCCUCUGUCUACUUUCAGUCAGUGAAUGCAGUCAAAUCGUUGGUAUUGAGGGUCAGAAUAUCACUCUGCCAUUUAAAUAUGAUGCCAAAUCUCAUGGUCUACAACACAUUUGCUGGGGGAAAGGAAUGAUCCCGAGCUCUGGCGGUUGUGACAAUGAAAUAAUCUCGACUGAUGGGUCUGAAGUGACGCGUAGAUCGUCGGUUCGGUAUCAGUUAUUGGGUGAGCUGAAGACGGGGGACGUCGCUCUAACCAUCUCCAAUAUCACAGAGAAAGACUCUGGAACGUAUGGAUGCAGAGUGCAGUACGUUGGAUGGUUCAACGAUGAGAAAUAUCAUGUCAGCUUGACCAUUGAGAAAGCACCUGUCCCGACAACAUCCCAGACAUCUGCCAAUGUGACCAUAACCCCACAGACCAUGGACAACCACGACCACGGUCCUGUGACCACAACAUCCACUGAGUAUUCAUCCACGCCAUAUUACAGAGAAUCAAAAUCAGAGACAAGAGGCCACAACCUGGCUGUGAUCCUGGGGUCCAUUCUGCUUGUUCUGACAGGGGUGGGGAUUGUGUCUGUACUCGUCAUGAGAAAGCGAUGGGAAAGAGUUGCUAUGGGACUCAAAUGUAAACCACAGCGCUCUGGCGGCUCAGUCCUGUACAGAAACUCAGUGUCCAGCUUGGGCCUGCACACGCGAGAGACGGCUGUAGAGAACGUCUAUCAGAUAGAGGACAACGAGAGAGACGACUAUGAAGAUAUCCACUGACGGAGCACGGACACUUCGCCACCACGCUCACGCUGUUAACACGUUGUAUAGUGCAGUAGCUCUGUGUUACAAGGCUGAGGUUGACUUACAGGCUAAUGAUUCAGUCGGACAAGACAAAAGUAACUACAGAAUCAGCAGUGUUUGCUGAUAAGUGAACCAAAGAGUUGAUUUGUGUUAUUGAAAGGUUUAUUUGAAAAAAAGAGCCUUACUAAUAUGGCUUCCUUU